Helianthus annuus (common sunflower) is the source of this 6840-nucleotide messenger RNA. RefSeq names its product ATP-dependent helicase BRM. Gene Ontology annotation, molecular function: DNA binding; protein binding; ATP-dependent chromatin remodeler activity. The transcript has 14 exons. Gene Ontology annotation, cellular component: nucleus. The record is from RefSeq and is a predicted model, not a curated record. Gene Ontology annotation, biological process: positive regulation of transcription by RNA polymerase II. Bases 399 to 6578 code for a protein of 2059 amino acids. NCBI's taxonomy places the organism in Eukaryota, Viridiplantae, Streptophyta, Magnoliopsida, Asterales, Asteraceae.
GGGGGUAAAAAAAAAAAAGACAGUUGGAUCUAGGGUUUGACCGAUGCAAUUUGCGAACCCCAAUUGGGCGUCAAAUCUUCACACACACCACUAGGUGAGAGAGAAACACACACACAUCCUCUGCCCAAAUCAGACGAUUCUUCCGGUUACUUCGCCGUCUUCACCACACCACUGGCCCACACAAUCCGAUUUGCAACAAAAAAAUCAAAAACAAUUGCACCAAAAAAAAAAAAAACAAAAAAACAAUUUACUUUUUUGUAUUUUAGAGAGAAAGUGAAACUGAGUGGAUCGUUAGGAUUUGGAUUUAUAAAUUUAUUAUUACUGUGUGUUCGAUUUUUACGCUCUGCAGUUCUUUUUUAUAUAUAUAGAAGGUGCCGUACACUUUUUUUCAUAAUUGCAUGCAAUCUGGUGGUGGACAUGUGCGGAACACGGUGGCCGGACCGCCGUCAUCUUCUGCGUCGCCGUCGUCUUCGUCAUCUGCGGUAUCGCAGCCACAGUUGGGGUUUGAUCCGGUGAAGCAUCAACAGCAACAGCAACAGUACCAGCAAAGGCAGUCGUUGCAACAGCAGUUACUAAGAAAUCCUGAAGGGAGAGAAGUUAUAUUAGCAUAUCAAGCUGGAAUUCGACAAGGAGUAUUAGGAGGCGGUGCUGCCUCGACUUCCGGAUCUAUGCAAAUGCAACGUGUAGCUCAGCAGCUUAGCCAAGAGGACGGACAAAAUACAAGACAGGGUUUUGAUCAACACAUGACGAACCCAAUGCAACAGGCGUACAUGCAAUACACCCUCCAUACUCAACAGGCCCAACAAGCCCAUCAGAAAUCACCUCCUGGCAUGCCAGCUCAGCAACAAAUGAAACUGGGAAUGAUGGGCAAAGAUCAAGACUUGCAUCAAAGUCAAAUUCAAAAUCAGAAUCAGAAACCGUUUGCUGUUCCGACAUCAUUUGACCAAUUGACGCAAGGGAAUAAUGUAAGGCCGAUGCAAACUCCGCAAGCUCCACAGAGUAUCCAUAACAUGGGAAAUGGUCAAGCGGCAAUGGCCGCUCAACUGCAGGCGAUGCAGGCUUUGGCCCUUGAGCGUAAUAUUGAUCUGUCACUUCCUCAAAAUGCUAAUCUGAUGGCACAACUAAUGCCAAUCAUGCAGUCUAGGAUGCUUGGUCAACAAAAAGUCAACGAAAGCAACAUGGGCUCACAGUCAAAGCCGCAGGUCACCUCUCAACAAGUCGCAAAUGAAAGUUCUCCUCGUAGUGAUGUGUCUGGCCAUUCAGGGUCUACUAAAGCAAGACAGACAAUGUCACCGGGCCAUAUCGGGUCAACAUCAACCCCAAAUACCAUGUUGGUCAACACCCAGCUGCCACCCAGGCAACCGAUUGUUAACAGUAGUGGGAUGUCUUCUAUGCCGCCCCCACAACCGCCUACUAACAUGAGCCAGGGUGUAGAUCGUUUUGGCAAAAACAUGUUAACUGGAUCAGAGUCGCUGCAAAUACAGCAUGCGAGACAGCAAAUAAAUAGGUCUUCUCCACAGUCUGCAGCUUCAUCUAAUGAUGCUGGAUUCAAUAACCCUUUGCCAUCUCAGAAAGUACCGAAACCUCCCCCUGGCUUCACAAAACAGCAACUGCAUGUUCUUAAAGCCCAGAUUCUUGCUUUCAGGCGAAUAAAGAAAGGAGAGAAAACUCUGCCUUUUGAAUUACUUCAAGCUAUUGCACCACCUCCCCUUGAAGUACAGUCGCAGCAAAACAAUGCGCCAGCUGUCAGAAGUCCUGUGGAGACCAAUAGCAAGGAUUUUCAAGCUGUGGCAUUGUCUUCCGGGAUGAAUAAUCCGAAAAGAGAAGCGUAUGAGGAGAAAUCAGCUGCAGGUACAACAGCUAAUGCACAAGGUACAACUUUAAUCAACGAAACACCAUCAGUUACCCUCCCUGCAAAAGAAGAGUGGAGAAAUCCCACAAUUCCUACCAAACAGGAACAUGAGGGGCCCACAGACAAGGGUAAGGAAAUUGCGUCAGGACCUGCGGUUGUCGCACAAUCCGGAAUGACGCAUCAAACAAAGGAUUCGGGUCCUUCUAGAAAGUACCAUGGUCCGUUGUUUGACUUUCCGUUCUUCACUCGGAAACAUGAUGCUUUUGGAUCAAGUAUGAUGGUUAACAACAAUAACAAUCUAACUCUAGCGUAUGACAUGAAGGAUGUUCUUGCUGAGGAAGGUGUUGAAUCGAUUAACAAAAGGAAAACCAAGAGUUUAAAAAAGAUUAAGGGUUUGCUGGCGGUGAAUUUGGAGAGAAAAAGGAUAAGGCCAGAUCUUGUUGUAAGAUUACAAAUCGAAGAAAAGAAACUUCUACUACAAGACGUACAAACGCGUGUGAGAACGGAAGUCGAUCAACAACAACAAGAGAUAAUGGCUAUGCCAGACAGACCGUAUAGAAAAUUUGUUCGGUUAUGUGAACGUCAACGUAUGGAGCUCAACAGGCAAGUGCAGGCUGCGCAAAGAGUCAUCAGAGAAAAACAACUUAAAGCCAUUUUUCAGUGGCGUAAGAAGCUUCUAGAAUCUCACUGGGCUAUCCGGGAUGCACGGACUUCACGUAACCGGGGUGUUGCUAAGUAUCAUGAGAAGAUGUUGAGGGAAUUCUCAAAGAGAAAAGACGAUGAUCGGAGUAAAAGAAUGGAAGCUUUGAAGAAUAAUGACGUUGAGAGGUAUAGAGAGAUUCUUCUGGAGCAACAACAUAGUGUACCGGGUGAGGCCGCUGAGAGAUAUGAGGUCCUCUCGUCGUUUUUAUCUCAAACCGAAGAUUAUCUCACUAAACUUGGAGGCAAAAUUACGGCUGCCAAGAAUCAACAGGAGGUAGAGGAGGCUGCAAAUGCUGCAUCUGUUUCUGCAAGAGCUCAGGGUCUGCCGGAGGAAGAAGUGAGAGCUGCAGCUUCUUGUGCGAGGGAAGAAGUUCUAAUAAGAAAUCGUUUCUCCGAAAUGAAUGCACCCCAAGAUAGUUCGUCUGUUAGCAAAUAUUAUACUCUUGCACAUGCCGUGAGUGAAAAGGUCAUACGGCAACCCUCAAUGCUACGAAAAGGAACUUUGCGUGACUAUCAGCUUGUUGGAUUGCAGUGGAUGCUUUCAUUGUAUAACAAUAAGUUGAAUGGUAUAUUGGCUGAUGAAAUGGGUCUCGGGAAAACUGUCCAGGUUAUGGCCUUGAUUGCUUAUCUGAUGGAGUUCAAAAGCAAUUAUGGGCCGCAUCUUAUAAUCGUUCCAAACGCUGUUCUGGUUAACUGGAAGAGCGAGUUACAUACUUGGUUGCCAAAUGUGUCAUGCAUUUACUAUGUCGGUAACAAAGAUCAACGAUCAAAACUGUUCACUCAAGAGGUUUGCAAUAUGAAAUUCAAUGUCCUUGUGACAACGUAUGAGUUUGUCAUGUUUGAUAAAUCAAAACUUUCGCGAGUUGAUUGGAAGUAUAUAGUUAUUGACGAAGCACAAAGAAUGAAGGACCGGGAGUCAGUUUUAGCCCGUGAUCUCGACAAAUACCGCUGCCAAAGGCGGCUUCUUCUCACCGGGACCCCUUUACAGAAUGAUCUUAAAGAGCUGUGGUCAUUGUUGAAUCUACUGCUUCCGGACGUGUUCGACAAUCGAAAAGUGUUUCAUGACUGGUUUUCACAGCCAUUUCGAAAAGAAGGCUCACACAAUGCUGAAGAUGAUUGGCUUGAAACCGAGAAGAAAGUUAUCAUCAUACAUCGACUUCAUCAAAUCUUGGAGCCUUUUAUGCUCAGACGUCGUGUUGAAGAUGUCGAAGGUUCACUUCCUCCCAAGAUCUCCAUCAUUUUACGGUGUAAAAUGUCAGCUAUCCAAGGUGUGGUUUACGAUUGGAUAAAAGCUACUGGUACAAUACGAGUUGACCCAGAAGACGAGAAACUCAAAGUUCAAAAGAGUUCAAUGUACCAAGCCAAGACAUUUAAGCCGUUAAACAACAGAGCAAUGGAGCUCAGGAAAACCUGCAACCAUCCUUUGCUAAAUUACCCCUUUUUUAACGAUCUCUCUAAAGACUUUCUCGUUAAAUCAUGCGGCAAAUUGUGGGUUCUUGAUAGGGUCCUUAUAAAGCUUCAAAGAACAGGGCAUCGAGUCCUUUUGUUCAGCACAAUGACAAAGCUUUUAGAUAUACUAGAGGAAUAUUUGCAGUGGCGUAGACUUGUGUACAGACGAAUUGACGGUACGACCAGCUUGGAAGACCGCGAGUCGGCUAUUGUUGACUUUAAUAGUCCGGAUACCGACUGUUUUAUCUUCUUGCUUAGCAUUCGUGCAGCUGGACGAGGUUUGAAUCUUCAAACAGCCGACACUGUUAUCAUAUAUGACCCUGAUCCUAACCCUAAAAACGAGGAACAAGCAGUUGCUAGGGCUCACCGAAUCGGUCAAACACGAGAAGUCAAAGUUAUUUACAUGGAAGCUGUGGUUGAUAAAGUUCCGAGUCAUCAAAAGGAGGAUAGUAUUAGGAACGGAGGUAGCAUUGAAUUUGAUUCAGACGAUGAUCUAGCCGGUAAGGAUCGUUACAUAGGAUCUAUCGAAAGCCUUAUACGAAACAAUAUCCAGCAAUAUAAGAUCGACAUGGCUGAUGAGGUCAUCAAUGCUGGAAGGUUUGACCAAAGAACGACCCAUGAAGAAAGACGGUCAACCUUGGAAUCAUUGUUACGUGAUGAAGAAAGAUAUCAAGAAACCGUUCAUGAUGUCCCGUCACUUCAACAAGUCAACCAAAUGAUUGCUAGAAGUGAAGAAGAAGUUGAGCUUUUCGAUCAAAUGGAUGAAGAAUACGAUUGGGCUGAAGAAAUGACACGAUAUGACCAAGUUCCCAAGUGGCUUCGUGCUAGUACUCGAGAAGUCAACACUACUAUUGCCCGCAUGUCUAAAAAGCCCCUGAAGAACAUGUUAUUUACCGAUAAUAUUGGUGUGGGAGACAUUACUGAUAAAAGAAGGGGACGGGGUAAAGGAAAGAAGUUUCCUAAUUACGCUGAGCUGGACGAUGACAUAGAGGAAUUCUCUGAAGCUACAUCUGAAGACGCUCAAAAAUCCGAUGAAGAAAACGGGGAUUCUGAUGACGAUGAAACUACACCGGUAGUGGACAAAGGUCAAUCCGAAGAUGUCCCCGCUGUUAAUAGGUACGAGUUACAUCAUUCUGCGCCACCUGGAUCUACUAGAAACAAUCAUAUGCUUCAAGAAGUAGGUUCGUCGGGAUCAUCUUCAGAAACCAGACGAUUAAUGCCAAUAGCAGUUCCGUCUCUUUCUUCUCAGAAAUUCGGGUCGCUUUCUGCAUUAGAUGGUCGACCUAGCCCUCGUUUAAGAAGGCUGGGUGAUGAUAUAGAGGAAGGUGAGAUUGCCAUGUCUGGAGAUUCACAUGCAGACCUUCAACAAUCCAGCAGUUUGAACCACGAUCAUAAUGAAAACGAACAAGUUUUGCAACCGAAAAUAAAACGCAAGCGUAGUGUUCGGGGUCGACCACGGCCUGCUAUGAACAGGCUGGAUGACAAGCCUGUCGACCGGUCUUCUCCCCUUCUUGGUCAGUCUUCUCACUUGCCCUUUCACGCUGACCGAAGACCACAUGCUAAAACUCAGGCUGACCGAAAGUUGGUUCAAGAAAAUAAUACUUACAAGCAAGAGCAGAGCAAGUUCUCGUCGAAGGCUACUAAACGAACCCCCCCUGCCCGGAAAAUUUCCGGGCAGCCAACAAGAACAAAUUCUGUAUCUAGUCCUUCAGAAAUUUCGAAUGAGCAGUUUAAAGAAAGAUUGGAUGUCAAAGUAAAGAAAGGAAGUGGGCCUUUUGGUGGAACUGUGAUGACUGAUGUUAUCCAAAGAAGGUGCAAAAAUGUAAUUACUAAGAUCCAGAGGAGAAUUGAAAAAGAAGGCCAGCAAAUAAUUCCGUUAUUGACUGAUUUGUGGAAAAGGACUGAAAGUCCCGGAAGCAGUCUUCUUGAUCUAAGAAAGAUCGAGCUGCGUGUUGACCAAAUGGAGUACAAUGGAGUUAUGGACUUGAUUGCGGAUGUUCAAGCUAUGUUAAAAGGCGGAAUGCAGUAUUUUGGAUUUUCACACGAGGUGAGGUCUGAGGCAAGGAAGGUGCACGAUCUGUUUUUCGAUAUAAUGAAAAUUGCAUUUCCUGACACUGACUUCCGAGAAGCCAGGAGCGCCCUCAGUUUCUCUGGCCCAUUGGCUUCCUCAUCUCCGAGAGGGUUACCACUCGUUGGCCAAACCAAGAGACCAAAGCCAAUGAUUGACCACCCAGAGCCCGAACCAAGUCUCUCCCCAAGACCACUCUCUCGUGGGUCCAUCCCUGUAAGAGAAACAAGGUUCGCGAACAGCAGCACCAAGGCUCAGGAAGAACCUAGACCGUUGACCCAUCCUGGUGAGCUUGUAAUCUGCAAAAAAAAGAGAAAGGACAGAGAAAAGUCCGUGCGAGCUGGUCCUGGCUCGCCCAUUGGUCAUGGGACUAGGAACCCGGGUCAAACCAGUCAAACUCAAACAAUUGGUCAGCUGGGAAAUGGGAGGGGAGCUAGCUUUGGCUGGGCUAAACCUGUUAAGCGCAUGAGGACAGAUGCAGGGAAAAGACGGCCAAGUCAACUAUGACGGGUUUGCAGGUUAGCGUAUAGUUAGUAUUCAUUAAGUAGUAAGUACCACUAUUGAAGCAUGUAAUACAAGUGCACUACUGCUUUCGAUAAUAAAAAGUUUUUGUUUUCUCGACAGAUGUUCGAUUUCAGUGAACUGUAAACCCGAUAUGCAAUGAUUUUCUGACUCUUUCGGCUUGUGUUUGUUAAGAGGUAAUCAAGUAACUUGCUAUACACAAUGACAACCCAGAGUGAAAUGCUAACUUAAAAGAACACUUUUUUUA